AUGUAGAAGCGCAUGUGUAAGAAACGCUCUACCUGUUUGUGUUUAUACGCGGUUAGUGGACAUUAGAUUGAGUGUGUUGCUUACCGUUGUUUAUCUUAUCAACUUGUCGCAGGUGAUUUAUUUGGGUUUUGGGACCCCCCCAGGCUAGCAACACAAACGCUCAGACUGAAAGCAAGAUGUCUUCCUCCGUAGGGGGCAGUAUAUUAAGAUGCACUUGUCUUGCUUUCGUUUUUCUCUCACUGUGUCUGGUGCCCCGAGCUCUAGCGGCGAGUGCAGGGACUAACCGUCAUAUCAAGGAGAUUUUUAUUGGACAAUGCUGGUACUACACGGAGUAUAUCAGUCAAAGUUUAGGCGAGAACGUUCAGCAGAACUGCACAGAUCUUUGGGAGAAAUUUUCCCGUGCUUGGAUGUACAAAGACCCGUGUAACGUCACAAUGGCGGACUACGAACCGUUUGUUAAAGCAGCCACUGUUCCUGGGGAGGUCCCUACAAAUAAGGCGGUAUUUUGGGAGGCGGCAUACACCCUAACACACGACUAUAGCGGCAGCCGGCGUCGAUACGUGGCCUCUGCUGACAUCCUGACUGGCUACCUGGGUAAUCACGUGUUCGCCUGGUGUGGUCAGGAGGCGGAGCCAGGCAUCAACUUUGACAGCUGUCCGCUGGAAGAGGACUGUCCCAUGUUUCAGGGCCAAUAUGGCGGAAUGUACUGGACAGCCGUGUCGAAAGCGUUUGCAGAGGUAAGCACUGGGGUAAUUCAAAUGAUCCUCAAUGGAACAACUGCAGGAACCAAUGUGGCCUUCAACGAAACAAGCUAUUUCAACCUUUUUGAACUUCCAAACUUUCCGAAGGCGAAAGUCACGCGAUUUCAGCUCAUGGUAUUCCAUGAUGUUGGGAAAACGCACAAGGAAACGUGUAACAAUGGAAGCAUUCCUCUCCUUAAAAAACGUUUAGAAGAACUUGGUUUCGAAUAUGACUGCACCGAUGACCCAAGCGCACUGAGGCACAUUUUGUGUUUGGAUGACAUCGAAUCAACAGAAUGUCAGUUCGCCUCCAAGGUACUUCGGCCAACGUCCGCUUCAAAUACCAUAGGGACAGGCUUCAAGACCUUGGUGUUUGGAGGCAUAUUAGUCCUGUUUUAUUUAAUAGCCAUUUACUGAAUUGAGCUGAGCUGACAUGCGGUUAUGUAUAACAGUAUACACGUCAUUCAAAACCAAACACGAUUUCAUAUUUACAUUGCAUACCCAAACUAUGGUACCAUUCCCAGGCACUAUCGUAUUAACUGUGGAUCAGUCUAUCUCUUAGGGGAUUCUCGCUAAAUUGCAAUCAACUUAAGCGGCUUAGAUGUCUGUCACGCCUACUGAAGCUGC
This is a messenger RNA of Lingula anatina, 1367 nucleotides long. Its product is annotated as ADP-ribosyl cyclase/cyclic ADP-ribose hydrolase 2-like. Gene Ontology annotation, cellular component: plasma membrane. The record is from RefSeq and is a predicted model, not a curated record. Gene Ontology annotation, biological process: positive regulation of B cell proliferation. Lineage: Eukaryota; Metazoa; Brachiopoda; Lingulata; Lingulida; Lingulidae. Gene Ontology annotation, molecular function: NAD+ nucleosidase activity, cyclic ADP-ribose generating; phosphorus-oxygen lyase activity.